This is a messenger RNA of Choloepus didactylus (southern two-toed sloth), 4469 nucleotides long. It is a transcript of the gene SEL1L3, whose product is annotated as SEL1L family member 3. The transcript is spliced from 24 exons. NCBI's taxonomy places the organism in Eukaryota, Metazoa, Chordata, Mammalia, Pilosa, Megalonychidae. The record is from RefSeq and is a predicted model, not a curated record. Gene Ontology annotation, molecular function: protein binding. The coding region runs from base 99 to 3503 and encodes 1134 amino acids.
CCGGCCCGGCCGGGGGCGGGCGGGAAGGUGGCGCCUCGGGCGGGGGCCGGUCCCUGCACCAGGUGACCUGUUCCGGCCCGGAUCCGGGCGGCCUCGCCAUGCAGCGGCGCGACACGGGGUGCGGGUGGCCACGGCAGCAGCGGCAGCAGCCACCCCCACCGCCCGCGGUCGGCUCCCGGGCCGCAGCCAUGGCCCCCCUGAGCGGCGGCGCGCUCCCGGGCCUCGGCGGCCGCCCUGCCUGCGCGCUGCUCCUGCUCUGCUACCUGAAUUUUGUGCCGUCUUUGGGUAGGCAGACUUCCCUGACUACGUCGGUGAUACCCAGAGCUGACCAGAGCAUGGCUUACAAAGACUUUAUUUAUUUUACCAUCUUUGAAGGAAAUGUUCGCAACGUUUCUCAAGUCUCGGUUGAGUAUUUAUGCUCUCAGCCUUGUGUUGUCAAUUUGGAAGCAGUCGUCUCAUCUGAGUUCAGAAGUAGUAUUCCCGUGUAUAAAAAAAGGUGGAAGAAUGAGAAGCAUCUUCACACCAGCAGGACACAAAUAGUGCAUGUGAAAUUUCCGAGCAUCAUGGUUUACAGAGAUGACUAUUUCAUCAGACACUCCAUUUCGGUGUCGGCGGUGUUACUCCGCGCCUGGAUUAUUCACAAAUUUAGUGGUGAAGAGUUGAAUGUUAAAUGGGAGGAAAACUUGCUGCGUGCUGUAGCAAAGAAUUACACUCUGCUGAAGACAGUCCCGCCUUUUGAGCGCCCCUUCAAAGAUCAUCGAGUGUGCCUUGAGUGGAACAUGGCUUAUAUUUGGAAACUUCAGGCAAACAGGAUUCCCCAGUGUCCUCUUGAAAAUGAUGUGGUCACCCUCCUGGGCUUUCUCUAUGCCUCCAGUGGGGAAAACACAGGCAUUGUGAAGAAGUUCCUAAGGUUUCACAACAGAGAGCUGGAGGCUACACGACGCCAAAGGACGGACUACCCAGUGUUUACGGUUUCAUUGUGGCUUUAUUUACUCCAUUAUUGCAAAGCCAAUCUCUGUGGGAUUCUGUACUUCGUUGAUUCUGAUGAGAUGUAUGGCACACCUUCUAUAUUUCUUACUGAGGAGGGCCACUUGCAUAUUCAAAUGCAUCUUGUCAAAGGAGAAGACCUUGCUGUGAAAACUAAAUUCAUCAUACCUUUGAAGGAGUGGUUGCGACUGGAUAUAUCUUUUAAUGGAGGCCAGAUUGUAGUUACUACCAGCAUUGGAUAUGAUUUGAAAAGCUACCAUAAUCAGACCAUUAGCUUCCAGGAGGAUUUCCAUUAUAAUGACACAGCUGGGUACUUCAUUAUCGGAGGGAGCAGGUAUGUGGCUGGCAUUGAAGGGUUUUUUGGACCUCUGAAGUACUUUCGCCUCCGCACCCUGGACCCUGAGCAGAUUUUUAAUCCCUUCCUUGAGAUGCAGCUUGCUGAACAAAUCAAGUUAUAUUAUGAAAGUUGUGCUGAGGUUCAAGAAAUAGUGGCUGCGUAUGUCUCCACGGUACAGCAAGGUGGUGAGAGACAAGAAGCAUGUGACCUCCACAACUCCUACCUGGACCUGAAGCACAGGUAUGGGAGACCCUCGACGUGCAGAGCCUUCACCUGGGAGAAGGAGCUGAGAGACAAACACCCCAGCUUGUUCCAGGCCUUGCAGGAGAUGGAUUUGUUGACUGUGCCGAGAAACCAGAAUGAAUCCGUGCUAGAAAUCGGUGGGAGGAUAUUUGAAAAGGCCUUAAAGAGACUCUCUGGCGUUGAAGGUCUUCUCCAAAUUAGCUCUGCUCUCCCCUUUCUGAGGUACUCCAGCUGCUGUGGAUACCAUAAGGCAUCCUACUACCUCUCAGUCUUUUCUGAAACUGGAUUAAGUGUACCCCGGGAUCAGCUACAGGGCAUGUUGUAUAGUUUGGUCGGAGGCCAGGGCAGCGAGAGGCUCUCGUCAAUGAAUCUUGGGUACAAGCACUACCAGGGUGUUGACAGCUACCCCCUGGACUGGGAGCUGUCUUAUGCCUACUACAGCAACAUUGCCAUGAAGACGCCCCUUGACCAGCACACACUCCAAGGAGAUCAGGCAUAUGUUGAAACAAUUAGACUAAAAGAUGAUGAAACACUCAAGGUACAAACCAAAGAAGAUGGAGAUGUCUUUAUGUGGUUGAAGCACGAAGCUACCCGAGGCAAUGCAGCCGCUCAGCAACGAUUGGCCCAGAUGCUGUUCUGGGGACAGCAAGGUGUGACCAAGAAUCCUGAGGCCGCGAUUGAGUGGUACGCCAAAGGCGCCCUGGAGACGGAAGAUCCCGUGUUAAUAUAUGACUAUGCCAUUGUGUUAUUCAAGGGUCAAGGAGUGAAAAGAAACAGACGGCUUGCUUUAGAGCUGAUGAAGAAAGCAGCGUCCAAGGGAUUGCACCAGGCAGUCAACGGCCUGGGAUGGUAUUACCACAAAUUCAAGAAAAAUUAUGCCAAAGCGGCCAAGUACUGGUUACAAGCCGAAGAGAUGGGGAACCCAGAUGCAUCAUACAAUCUUGGAGUCCUGUAUUUAGAUGGCAUUUUCCCAGGAGUUUCUGGAAGGAAUCAAACUUUAGCUGGUGAAUAUUUCCAUAAGGCAGCACAAGGUGGACACACCGAAGGGACCUUGUGGUGCUCCCUCUACUAUAUGACGGGCAACCUGGAAACGUUCCCCAGAGAUCCCGAGAAGGCUGUUGUCUGGGCAAAGCAUGUGGCUGAGAAAAAUGGCUACUUGGGCCACGUCAUUCGCAAAGGCCUCAAUGCCUACCUGGAGGGCGCAUGGCACGAAGCUUUGCUGUAUUAUGUUUUAGCAGCAGAAACUGGAAUUGAAGUGUCACAGACAAAUUUAGCACACAUCUGUGAGGAGAGACCAGACCUGGCCAAGAGAUACUUGGGCAUUAAUUGUGUCUGGAGAUACUAUAAUUUCUCCGUUUUUCAAAUCGAUGCUCCUUCAUUUGCAUAUUUGAAAAUGGGAGACCUCUACUACUACGGCCACCAUAACCAGUCCCGAGACUUUGAGUUGUGUGUACAGAUGUAUGCCCAAGCUGCCCUGGAUGGAGACUCCCAGGGAUUUUUUAACCUGGCCCUGCUAAUUGAGGAAGGUGCUAUAAUCCCAGGCCACAUUUGGGAUUUCUUGGAAAUUGACCCAACCAUACAUUCUAAUAACAUCUCCAUCCUCCGGGAACUGUAUGAAAGGUGCUGGAACCAUGGGCACGAGGAGUCCUUCAGUCCCUGCUCCUUGGCCUUGCUCUACCUUCACUUGCGGCUUAUCUGGGGUGCCGUCUUGCACUCUGCCCUGAUCUACUUUCUGGGGACCUUUCUGCUGUCCGUAUUGAUCGCCUGGAUGGUGCAGUAUUUCCAGUCUGUCUCAGCCAGCAGCUCCCCUCGGACACCAGCCCAGGCCUCCCUCGAGCCUGCUGCUUCCGUGCCAAGUCCAGCUGUGACCCCAGCUGCAGAAGCCUCAGAUCAGGGCCUACCCACAGUCACUAAUAACCCGGAACCACGUGGAUGAACUGUGUGCUCCUGGUCUCCAGAUGACACAGCAUCCUUUCAACAGCUGGUAUCGGAGAGCUGGAGCCAGAGCAUUGUACUGAUAAAUACCUUAACAUGUCUUGUCAACUGGAUGUGAAUUUUGCACUUGUUGUCAUUUAUUCUUUUCAAUCAAAUUAUUAGGAAGUGCCCAGAGCAGACAGGGGUCAUGCCAAAAUUUAUCAAACAAACGAGGAAUGACCUGGUCAUGGAGCAUGGGGGGAGGUUGGCUGGGUCCUUGCAGAUUUUCGUUCCUGGUGAGUGUGUGUAUUGGGUUUCAUAGUUUGACCUGCUCCUUAUACAUUGCGAUGUAUUUUAAGAAUCUUAAUCCCUUGUCCAUUCCCGUUUAUUAGAGAACAGAAAAUCGUGGCUUCUCAGCAAGGUAGAUAAUAUUUGGUAUGCAGGUUUGCCACAGUCCUGUUCCUCAAAGCACAAUUGACAGAUUUCUUUGACUUCCAAACUCAGCAGUGAUAAGGCACCUUGAAAUAAAUAGGGCGUGGCUGGAAAUGCAGGGAAGGCGAUGGCUUUGUAAAUUGGUUUACCUUUUUCUCCUUGAAUUUUUCUAGGGCCAAAGUGCUUCUGAAUCAUUUAAUGGCAUUGUUGGAUGUCAUUUACUUUUCAACUGUAAUCCAUAAAAUAACAUUUAGAAACUUCUUAAUAUUUAAGUGUAGUCUUCUCCAUGAAUUACCCAUUAAUAUAGACUGGCAGCAGUGGAAUAAGCAGAAAACAAGUCUUUAUCUCACAGUCUCAUCCCCACCCCCUAUGCCUGCCUGAGUCUGUGUAGGAGUGUGUGUGUGUGUGUGUGUGUGUAAGGGGGAGAGGAAGGGUAGAUAUGUCUGUACACUGUUUGCUGCUAAGGUAGUAAAAUAAUCAGUAAUGCAAUAUUGUGGGUCCAAAGUACUCUUUGCACUACUUUAUUUACAGUAGUAAAUAAAAUUAUUUUUCUACA